CUUUCCAGGAUAUGGACAUUCAAGAUAAGCUGUCCUACUUUCAAAUCGCUGGUAAGAACUCCCUGGAUCAGCGUCAUGGCUAGGUGAACCGCGCAACAUCUGACUCAUUCAAUUAGGCAUACAUGGGCAACCUUAUGUGACGUGGGACGCGAACGCUAGUCGUCCGGGACAGGGUCGUGGCUAUUGCUAUCACAAUUCCAUCAUGUUCCCAACCUGGCACCGAGCUUAUUUGCUCCUUUUUGAGCAACGUGUCUACGAGCUUAUGCUCCGUGUAAUUGAGCGAUAUCCUUCGUCCAGACAACCGCAACUUCGACAAGCUGCGGACACAUGGAGACUCCCAUUUUGGGAUACUGCUUCGGCGCGGGUUCCGGACAUCUGCAUCAACGUUGAGAUUGAUGUGGAUGGACCAGGAGGGCGCCAGAGGGUUCUGAAUCCGAUGCAUGAGUAUCACCUGACGCAGAAUCAGACUUUUGCCAGCGGCCGGGUCAACACUCCGAAUGAACCGUCUCGCAGCGUGCGGUAUGAUCAGACUCGAGCAACGAGUAGAUGCCCCCGAGGACAAGAGAAUUGGAUAGAUGGGGUGCAGAACGUCGACCUCAUCAAUAGCUACCUAAGUUUGAACGACAAGGACGGCAACCCGAACACCCGGGAUACAACGAUGAAGGAGGACGUGUAUCGCCUGCUGACCUAUCCUGCGGCUGUCAGCUACCAUAUUUUUGCUACCACUCAGGUGAUCUCGGCCAUUCCAAGACCUGCGGGAUAUUUGAGUUUAGAAUCUGUACACAACGUUGUUCAUGUCUGGACCGGGGGCGAUGGCCAAUUUGGAAACCCUGGGCAUAUGGCUUCUCCCAGCGUGGCGGCUUUUGAUCCGAUCUUCUGGAUGCAUCACAAUAAUGUGGACCGCUUGCUCGCUCUCUGGCAAGAAUUGAACCCCACCGCUUGGUUCGACAAUAAUCCCAGGAUCCGCGAACGAGGAACAGAUGGACUAGAGCCCUUCAACAAGGACUCCAACUACACGCUCAUCACGUCGAAUGAUGUCCGCUACUGCACUCGACUGGGAUACACGUAUCCGGAACUUCAGCCAUGGCUACCCGAAUACCAGCGCAGCGGUCGGUUCAACCAGCAGCUGUACCUAGAUGCCAUCAGAUCAAAGAUCAACGGUUUGUACGGCCCGCUGCGCCAACGAGUGCUUGGGCUUGAUCAAACACGCCCAUUACAGCCUCCUAUUCAGCGAGCUUUGGCUGCCGCUGCGUCUACCAUAACACCUGUUCCUAUAGCAGUAGGGGCAGAUUUGUCUGCCCUUGCAUCUGAACCCGCUGUCGCAGAAACGGUCGCGAGAGCAGUGUCUGCUUCUGACCCUACUCUACAAGGAGAAAACGUCACGAGCGCCGAGUCUGCGGCACAGGCAAUGCCUAUUGCAGUAGCUUCAAUUGCUACGGCAGAGAGAGGCAUAACCCAAGCUCCUAUUUCCGCACGAUCAACCGCCACAACGGCGGCACCAGCAAUGCCAGCCUCUGUUCCACGGUCAGCUCCUCCCCUCACUGCCACGGAAAAUGCCGGGGGCGUGCCGGAGGACCCAGAGGCACGUGGAACCGAAGAGCAUGACCACUCGUUCAUUGAAAUGCCCGACUACAUUGUCAACGUGCGCUACUCCCGACUGGAACUGGAUCGCGGAGCUCAAUACAUUGUGAAAAUCUACAUUGGCGAGAGCGGCAGCACCGCCGUGGUGCCAGCAUAUGUCGGGUGCGUGGUGACUUUCAGCUCUCCUCUCCCCGAAGACGAGGAAGAACCGCAUUGCGAGAACUGUCGGAGGCAGCUCACGGAGGGGUCGCUGGCAACCGGACAGGUGCCAAUUACGGAGGCGAUCCUGGAUCAUAUUGAAGAUAGCGGGACUCCUCUGGAUGCCAUCGAUCCCAAGGCCGUGGACGAGUAUCUGACGGACAGGCUGACGUGGAAGGUCAUACGGAUCACUGGUGAGGAGGUUCCUCUUGAAAGCCUCCCUUCUCUGAAGGUCUCUCUGGCGGUUGGGACAGUCAAGUACUAUGCUGAUGGUUGCUCGUUGCCUGAGUACACCGACUAUCAAAAUGCGACACAGGUCACCCAAGGCAAGCAGUGCGGUUUGACGCAUGAUGACACUUUCUAAACAAAACCAAGCGUUUUGAAAGCCACAUUCUUUGUUGCAGUGGCGUUCCCGUCUACAUUGAUGUAGAAAUUGUUCUGGAAUUGCUCUGAUAAUGCUCAACGAUAGCAUGAAUUCACAAUAUGCAGUGACACGGCCGUUGAAACCCUAGGAUACGCUUCAGUGAUACCAGGGCGAAUCAAUUUGUGACGUUUCCACUCCUCUUUCCUCCACUCGACUUGACUCCUCCCUCUGUACUCAGUGAGUGGAUAUUCAGUCCCGGGCAACGCAUAUUCAGUAAUUAUUAUGGA
Eremomyces bilateralis CBS 781.70 is the source of this 2430-nucleotide messenger RNA. RefSeq names its product Di-copper centre-containing protein. Lineage: Eukaryota; Fungi; Ascomycota; Dothideomycetes; Eremomycetales; Eremomycetaceae. The record is from RefSeq and is a predicted model, not a curated record. Gene Ontology annotation, molecular function: oxidoreductase activity. The coding region runs from base 203 to 2143 and encodes 646 amino acids. The transcript is spliced from 3 exons.